CUCAUUCGUAUUUCGCUCGUUGGUAAAUAUGGACUACAAAGCCAGACUUAUUGUGUUCUUCACACUUCUGAUUGGAAGCUUUGCCUUCCCAACUUCUGAAGAUGACAUGUCCAUCUUCUUCGAACACACCGACGUCAACGCUCGUGUGGUCGGUGGUACUCAGGCGGCAGUCGGCAGCCAUCCCCACAUGGUGGCUCUGUCCUUCGGUGCUGACGUGAAGAGCUUCCUCUGCGGGGCAUCACUGAUCACUCAGCGCACUGUCCUGACUGCUGCUCACUGCAUUGAUGUCGUCCACGGCGAGAAUGGGCUUAUUGAUUCUUUCCGUGUGUCUGUCGGCUCGAACCAAUGGAACAGCGGUACGGAAUACACCGUAGCCUACAACAUGACCCAUCCUGACUACGAUUUUUGGACCAUCAAGCACGACAUCGGUAUCGUCGUCACCUCCACAAACGUGGUUCUCAAUAACCUUGUGCAGACGGUUCCCGUCACCUACGACUACAUUGGUGGGGGAGUUGCAGCUAUACUCGCUGGAUGGGGUAGAAUCAGGGCCGGUGGCUCCUUGUCCCGUGAACUAUUGGAACUAAGGACUAACACCCUUGAUGGUGCCGACUGCAUGAUACGUGCGGCUCGUGCCUCCAUAACACUGAACAUGGCGUACGCUCCAGGAGUAGACCCUCAUGUUGAGGUCUGCGCUUUCCACUCUGCUGGAUUUGGCGCUUGCAAUGGUGACUCUGGCAGUGCUCUGCGUCGCGCUGACAACGGCCAUCAGUUCGGUAUCGUAUCCUGGGGCUUCCCAUGCGCCCUAGGUGCCCCCGACAUGUACGUCAGGAUUAGCUCUUACCAGAUCUGGUUGAGGUCUGUCAUCGUCUAGGACGUAGAAGAUGAGUGUUAACAGUCAUUGAAGUGACAAUAUACGUGAUGAAGAGUUUAAUUUCAAGUGAAUGUGUUGUGUGAUAAAUAAUAAACUUACAUAAAGUACAAUAA
Molecule: messenger RNA, 984 nt
Organism: Spodoptera exigua (beet armyworm)
Lineage: Eukaryota; Metazoa; Arthropoda; Insecta; Lepidoptera; Noctuidae
Source: the annotation of a GenBank genome assembly